Molecule: messenger RNA, 3882 nt
Organism: Sus scrofa (pig)
Lineage: Eukaryota; Metazoa; Chordata; Mammalia; Artiodactyla; Suidae
Gene: FAM169B
Product: Protein FAM169B
Molecular function (GO): acyltransferase activity, transferring groups other than amino-acyl groups
Source: RefSeq, a predicted model, not a curated record
CGCUGCGCCCGGGGAGCAGGAGCUUGGAGAUGGAGGCUGGCGGCCGAGCUGCAGCAGGCAUUUACCCAGUGGAUGUUUUGGAAGAUGACCCUGUGGGGUAUCGGGAAGUGGCUCUGGCUUACUCUGCCUCACUUGGGGAAGGAGCACGGCCCUCACCAGAGGUUUUCUCGCUUCCCACUGGGGAGCAGGUGAAACUUGAUGCAUCAUCUGUUCGCUUUUGCACUGUGCACCGUGAUGAACCUCGGCAUAAAAUCUUGGUCUUGGUUAAUCCCCAGGACACAAAGACAGUUGUGGCUGUUUACAUGAAGGGGUCUUGGUGGACCACCGAGGAUGUCCUAAGAACCUCUGAUCCUGCCAGAGAAGGUCUGAUGAAGGUUCAGUCAUUUGGGGAAAGGAUUGUGCUUUUCAUUCUGAACGUCGUUAUUUUUGGAAGAUUGGAGAGGAAUUUGGAUGAUGAUGACAUGUUUUUUUUACCUCACUCCGUGAAGGAGGAGGCUAAAAUUCUGUGGAGAGAUGGAGCAGCUGUUGGAUUUUACACAAUCAAAAUGAAAGGCAGCCUGUGUGGCGAUGGCACAAGUGCAUGCUACCUGCUGCCUGUCUUUGACACUGUGUUCGUCAGGAGGAGCCACCGCCGCCAGGGUCUGGGCCUGGCCAUGCUGCAGGACUUCUGCCAGACCUUCCGAGAGGAUGAGGCCCUGGGCAUCAGCUGGCCCAUCUCCCCUGCCAUGUACCAAGUCUGCAGGAAGCUCCUGGCAGCCCAUCCAGAGGAUCGGGGGCGCCUGUGGGAGGUGGAGCCCCCAGGAGCCUGGGGCCAGCGUGGCAACAUCUGGCUGAAGGUUCAGCUUCAACAGUCAAGACGUCCAGAUUUUCAUCUGGAAAAUCCCACGGAGGAUGUGACCAGUCAUGGGCAGACUUCUCAAGACGAUGGACCCAGACGGUCCACUAUUGGAGAAGACGACCAGGAGAGGAUCAGUGGAGAAGAACUGGAGAAUGAUGGAGAUAGUGCCAGGAAAGAAGCUGUGGGGUGGCUCAAGAGAGCCCGCUGGGCUGAGCUGGAAGGAAUGGAAGCUAAGAGGACAGCGGAGGACGCUGGGCUGCCCGGGGGGUCUUGGCAAAAGCACACGCGGCCCAGCUCCUAACCCCUGACUCGCAGAGGCCCAGCUGAGUCUGUUGAGAGCCCACCUGGACCCACAGGGAUGUGGGUUCGAGAGCUGCCUGUCACUCCACGCUCCUGUGGCCUGGAGCUGGCCUCUGUCCUUGCCGUGUCCUUGAAGGAGCAAAUGACUGCACAGACCACCCUCUCUACCUCAGCCUGGAUGUGUGGGCUCAGGCAAUGGGAAUUCUGAGACAGUAGUUCAUGUAAUCCCAACAUGCUGGGAAUCACUUUCCCAAGCUCAGAUUUCAGAAGCCCAUUCCUUAAACCUAAUACAGUUUCUAUUACUCAGGGUUGGAUUUGUCAAGACUGCACUGGAGGAGUUCCCAUCAUGGCUCAGUGGUUAAUGAACCCAACUAGCAUCCAUGAGGCCUCUCUCAGUGGGUUAAGGACCCAGCGUUGCCGUGAGCUGUGGUGCAGGUCACAGACGCGGCUCAAAUCCUGUGUUGCUGUGGCUGUGGUGUAGGCUGGCAGCUGCAGCUCCUCUUCAGCCCUUAGCCUGGGAACUUCUGUAUACCAUGGUAUGGCCCUAAAAGGACAAAAAGACCAAAAAAACAAACAAACAAACAAACAAAAAACUACACUGGAACCACAUGAAGAUGCCUCUUUAGCACAAGGAAGUGAAGCCAGGCCUAGUCCUGUCCACGUAGCAGAAAAUCCCUCCUGGGUUUGCCCACCACAACCUGGCCCUACAAGCGAGACCCCAGAUACCAGAUGGGUUUCUAAGGACAUACACUUCCUUUGUGGAGAAGCAUCAGUGCCGUGGGAAGCUCCCUGAGGGAGGGCCAGGCUGCUGGCUGCCCACCCUGGGCCUCUGGCUCCUGUCUGGCUGACACAUGGGAGGCCUCAGGGCAGCUCCAGGCAAACGCCAGCAUCAACUAGCAUCUAAUUCACAAGGGAAGCCACCAGAGGGGGUUUUGGGCUGAUGGUCCUGCUGGAAUAUUGGUGCCUUCAGGGGACAGGCCUGCACUAAUAAAGGUGACCAUGAAGCUAACUACUGGGCCUGCAUGUGACAGUGGCCUCCACUUUCUACAAACCUACACAGCUCUGCUAGGGGCAGGUGCUCGGCCGCUGUUGGGGUUCUGGAGCUGAGCCAGGGACUCUCCCCUCCAGACGCCACUGAGUACGGGAGAGGCUGGAAGUGGCCAGUGCUGCUGGCCCUUCAUGGGAAAGUCCAGUGCAGCCCUCUUCGUGAGGCCCCAGAGCCCAUCUCCCGGAGGUUGGGGUAGACGCUGUGUGUAGUCGGCUCAGCCUCCCCUUUGGUCAGUAGGCUUCUUUCCAGGCAAUCCGGUCAGGUCAUCUUGGGGCAAGCAACCCAAGUGUCAGCCCUAAUGUCUGGGGGGAAUGCACAUCUGAUUGUAUCGCUGAAGGUACCCCUGCUCCUUCUGUGGCUUAACACCGUCUUUGGAGCCUUCAGGGCUGGUCACAGAGGGCCUGCUGACUCUGCUCCAACCUCUGGGCAUGCCUGCUUUGCCUUCUGGCCCCCAGCCACCAGGCUUCCCCAUCCUGACACAUCAGGGUCUGCCAGGGUGUGUACCUUUUCCCCCUCCCUCCUGCACACACAUGUGUGCACACACACCUGCACGCAUGUCAGGUUCGUUCUUGCUCAUAUGUCUGGUCUUGGCUCAGAUCCCUUCCUGACCACCACUGCUUCAGGUGGCCUUCCCAGGUGGCCUCCAGGUACCAGUCACUUGCUGGGACUCCACGGCCUCCACCAGGUUCAGCUUGGGUCUGCUUAGUUGCCUCUUGUGUCCCCAGUGCAGAGCUGGCCCCUAGUAACUGGGGGGAGGGAUGGAUGGUCACAGGUCACCUUAGGAGAGAGAGUGACAUCUGCCUUCUGUUCCUCUGCUGCUAGGCUCUGGAGAGGUGGAUGGAAAGACAGUUUUAGAUUUUAGGGAUAUGGUGAAGCUGGUUCUGGAGCCUUGGAAUGGGGAGGAGACCACCAGUGCCAAGCGCUGGCAAGAUACUCCCCUGCUGCUGCCCUGGUAGUCUGAGGGCAUGUGUGGCAGGACCUCUGUUAUCUCUUUACUUAUCCAUCCAUCCAACCAUCCACUUGUCCAUCUCCCUGUCCCUCUUUUUCUCUCUCUACAUCUCUCCACUCAUCUCAUCUGUCCAUCCAUCCAUCUGUCCAUCUACUCACCCACCCAUCCAUUUCUACCAUUCUCUCUCUUCCUCCAUCUGUCCACCCAUUUACCUAUCCACCCACUUGUCUUUCCAUCCAUCCAUCCAUCCAUCCAUCCAUCCAUCCAUCCAUCCAUCCUGUUGUACAACACACAUUGUGUGCUUGCUCAGGGCCAAGCCCUUUGCUGGGCACAGGGCAUGUACAGAUAAGUGAGGCAUGGACCCUGGGUUCAAGGUAGCUGUUCUUAGGAAGGGUCUCUCCUGGAGUCUUUCAGUGCAUUUGUCUCCGUUACACCUUUUAAAAAGAGAGACAUGCCCAAUUGAAUAGAAAGAGAGUUUAGAGCCCCACAUGGAGACUCAUGCUGUCCCAGUGCAUGUAGGUUCUCUGGGAAGGAGGCCCAACCUUACACAUGGAGCCAGGUUGGGGUGGUGGUGGGUGGGGGGUGGGGAGGAAUGUGAUAUGAGAUGUAACCUUUAGAUGUGAGCUGUGAACAUUUUCCUGUUUGAGAUAAAUCAUUGGUGCUUUGUGUUUACGUGGAAGUGGACGGAUCUAAAUGCCUCAGGGGUUUGAUGAAGUUAUUGUUCAAUAAAAGAAUCCUGCCAAGAAA